AGAGCCUCCUCCGGCCACCGCUGGGCCGCGGGCGGGACGCCCGGGGCGGCGCGCGCAGGAGGAAGCGCGGCCCGCAGCGGCCCAGGAACUUCCCAGACGCCGAGUCGGGAGCGCGGGCCGCGGGGUCCGCUGGCGCCCCUGUUCCGCAGGUGUGCGGGGCUUGCGCCCAGCCCGGGCCGCAGCCGCCGCGCGCUUCCUCCCCGCUUGCCCGCCCAGAGGCCCCCGGCCACGCUCUUCGCCGGGCUCCGACCCCGCCGCGCCCCCUCCACGCCCCCAGCGCGCUGUGGCCGCAGCCAGCGCGUGUCCUGAGUCCGCCGUUCCGGCUCGGGGCUGCCAGGGAAGUUGGGGCGAGGCGGGCCGGGGAUGCGCCAUGGCCAUGGCCCGGCUGGGCUCGUGGCUCGGGGAGGCGCAGUGGCUCGCGCUGGUGUCGCUCUUCGUCGCGGCCCUGGCCACGGUAGGCCUGUACCUGGCGCAGUGGGCGCUGGCCAGGGCGCGACCCCAGCCCCAGCGGCGGGCGGUGGAGCCUGGAGAGGGGCCGCGCCCGGGGUCCGACGCGCUGCUCUCCUGGAUCCUGACGCUGGGCAGCUGGAGGAGCCAGUGGCAGGCGGCCUGGGUGACCGCCCUGAACGAGGAGGCCGAGAGGAAAGGGGGCCCACCUUUCCUGUCCUUUGAGGAGGACCCGCAGCAGCAGGCACUGGAGCUGGUGGUGCAGGAGGUCUCCAGCGUGCUCAGGUCGGCGGAGGAGAAGGUGGUGGUCUGUCACGUGGUGGGCCAGGCUAUUCAGUUCUUGGUCAGCGAGACGCCUGCCUUGGGUGCUGGAUGCCGGCUGUACGACGUGCGGCUCUCCCCUUUCCAUUUACAGCUGGAGUUCCACAUGAAGGAGAAGAGAGAGGACCUCCAGAUUAGCUGGUCUUUCAUCAGUGUGCCGGAAAUGGCCGUUAAUAUCCAGCCCAAAGCACUGGGGGAGGACCAGGUGGCUGAGACAAGUGCGAUGUCUGACGCUCUCAAGGACAUCUUGAAGCAUUUGGUUGGUUCUGCCUCUCCAUCAGUGGUUCUGAUCAUCAAGCCCACGACUGUAAAGGAAGCUCAGAACUUACAGUGUGCUGCAUCUACUGCUCAGGAAUCCUGUCCUCCUAAACCUCCAAGGGCUCACGAGCUAAAGCUACUGGUGAGGAACAUCCAUGCCUUGCUGCUCAGUGAGCCCGGUGCCUCAGGCCACAUUAAUGCAGUGUGCGUAGUGCAGCUGAACGAUCCUGUUCAGAGGUUCUCCAGCACCCUGACGAAAAACACUCCGGACCUCACGUGGCAAGAGGAAUUCACCUUCGAGUUGAAUGCCAAGUCGAAGGAGUUACACCUGCAGAUUUCAGAGGCUGGGCGAUCCUCACAAGGUCUGCUGGCGACGGCGACAGUUCCUCUGGACUUAUUUAAGAAGCAGCCUUCUGGGCCACAGAGCUUCACGCUGACCAGCGGGUCUGCCUGCGGCAGCUCGGUGCUGGGCUCGGUCACGGCAGAGUUCUCUUACAUAGAACCUGGUGAGUUGAAAUCCUGGCCCAUCCCUCCCCCUGUUCCUGCUGCAAAAAUAGAAAAGGACCGCACAGUGAUGCCCUGUGGGACUGUGGUCACUACUGUCACUGCUGUGAAGACCAAGCCUCGUGUCGACGUGGGGAGGGCGUCCCCGCUGAGCUCUGAUUCUCCGGUGAAGACUCCCAUCAAGGUGAAGGUGAUCGAGAAGGACAUCUCUGUCCAGGCCAUCGCCUGCCGCAGCGCCCCCGUCAGCAAAACACUCUCUUCUUCAGACACAGAAUUGUUGGUGUUGAAUGGUUCGGAUCCAGUGGCAGAAGUGGCCAUUCGACAGCUCAGUGAAUCUUCAAAGCUGAAACUCAAGUCGCCACGGAAGAAAAGCACUAUUAUCAUAUCAGGGAUCUCCAAGACCUCACUAUCUCAGGACCACGACGCUGCCCCGAUGCAGGGCUACACGGCCUCUGUGGACAGCACCCACCAGGAGGACGCCCCAUCCCAUCCGGAGAGGGCGGCAGCCUCUGCCCCGCCAGAGGAAGCCGAGUCAGCCCAGGCAUCCCUUGCCCCCAAGCUCCAGGAGGACGAGCUGGACUCCUGGGACUUGGAGAAGGAGCCACAGGCCGCGGCAUGGAGCAGCCAGGUCCUGCUGGACCCCGACGGUGAUGAGCUGUCAGAGAGCUCCAUGAGUGUCUCGGAGCCGGGCACUGCCAAAAAGCAUAAAGGAGGAAUUCUAAGGAAAGGUGCAAAGCUGUUCUUCCGCCGGCGGCAUCAACAGAAAGACCCAGGCAUGAGUCAGUCACACAAUGACCUUGUGUUCCUGGAGCAGCCAGAGGGUUCCCGGAGGAAAGGCAUCACCCUCACCAGGAUCCUGAACAAGAAGCUGCUCUCCAGGCACAGAAACAAGAACACCAUGAAUGGUGCCCCCGUGGAGCCCUGCACGUAGGGCCUGAGGUCAUCACCUCCAAGCCAGAAGACGUGCACCCGCGUUAACUACCCUCACCAGGACGCAGCCAGUGUGUCCGCCGGAUGUCCAGAUGCCCCGCUUGUCUUGCUGGGUUUCUUCCAACCAUCUCGUCAUUUAAAGGGAAAACAAAAUCUGAGUCUCCAGCCAGGAGGCUUCUCCCAGAGAGGACGAAAAAGCCCAACUUGCCACCAGAUGCUAAAUGAGACUUGACAGCUACAGAGCUUGGGCUGUGCUCAUAGCUAAGGGUUAGGGUUCAUAUUAGAAGGAGAUGAACAUUAUAAGUGAAAUAAUAUGCUCUAAUAGAUUGUGGAGGGCAGGUUUGAGGGACUCAGUUUACCUAUUCUACACUAACAAGUGUUGUUUCGGGUCCAUGCUUGGACCAUGUCACAAAAAGGACGUGCCCCCCUGUGCUGUCACUGUGAAUGGAAAGGAUGGGUCACCUCUCUUCAUCUGCUGCUUGGAAUAAAAAAUGCAGCUGGCCCUGAGUCCAGGGAAGUGGAACAUAGGCAGGAUUUUGGAUACAUAGAGAAAUUUUGAUAAGAAUGGAGACGCUACGACAGAUGUAGGAAGUCAUCUACCUUUGAUAUUAGCCAUAGAACUUGAACACUAACUAUAUCCUAUGCAUAGUAUGCAGAACACUUUUCUAAGUUUACUUUGAGCCUACUUGCAAGUGGAAGAUAUAUAUAUUCUCACAUGGUUUUUACAUUUUUCUCUAUCGUGUUAAAAGCUCUAAUAAUGCUAGUGGAGCAGUUGACAUCCAGGUUUUUUUUUCCUGCCUGUCAUACUUGCUAAACAAGAGCACAGCAGGCCUGUCAGAUGAAGUCAGGAGCCAUACGUGACCGCUCGUAGAACACAGUAACCAAACACAUACAUGGAUUUUGCCAAAUGCUGCCAGUAGCCAAAACAAAGUCUUUUUAGGGCAAUAGAGGAAAUUAUUUUGUGUCUCAGGUGUCAGUCUUAGGAAUGGAAGUUUAAUAACCAAUGGGCCAAACUCGCAGGACAUUCCUUCUAUGAGCGCUUCAGAAGUUUGCUGUGAACAGUCCUCUUGGACACAGGUCGGGGUGCCCUUGUUUGGGUUUGUUUUGGUGGAAAACAUGACAAACCUGAAUAUCCCUAAGUAUCAUUCCAGUCGCUUUCCUCAUCAGUUGCCUUUCUAUUUCAGUUCAUUCACAGAUCUCACUUCUGAAUGUGCCACUUCCAGUAGACAUGCUGGUCAAAGAGCAGUCAUCAUUGGGGUGAAGUUUUUGACAGUUUAAUAUGAUUCACUUUUCUCCAAAGACAUGUAAAAGGCUGUUAUGAAAGCUUGGCUUCUGUCCUGGAGAUGGAAAUGGGCAAGCUUCCUUCCGUAGCCUCUUGUUAAUCCUUAAACAUUAAAUAUUUUGGGGGUAAUAGAGCCACUGGUGAGUAAAAACCUAUAUAAAAACCAAAAUUAUAGGAUUUUUUCUUUUUUAGUAAAAACCUGUAUAAAAACCAAAAUUAUAGGAUUUUUUCUUUUUUAGUAAAAACCUAUAUAAAAACCAAAAUUAUAGGAUUUUUUCUUUUUUAGUAAAAACCUAUAUAAAAACCAAAAUUAUAGGAUUUUUUCUUUUUUAGUAAAAACCUAUAUAAAAACCAAAAUUAUAGGAUUUUUUUUCUUCUUUUUUAGAGAGAGAGAUUAGAAAACGACAUUAGGAAUUUCACUUUAAAAUGUGCAUUACAAACUUCUUAGGUGUUCCAGGAAUUAUCAAGUGACUUUAAAAUGACUUUUUCAACCUGCUUUGUUUUUUAAAAUUAUAUUCCAGUUUUAAUCAUUGUAAAAAAAGCACCUGGAGUUUCAAAAUAUGUGAAUACUACCAAGUUUCUGUCCCCAAAGUCAGGCAUCACUGCUAGUCUUUUGGGACAGAUGGGACAGAUGUUCACUUUAAUGUUUUACUUGAAGUUUUACUGCUCUUUGCCAUGUGGUAAAAAGAGGCUGAGACAUAUAUAAGAAUUCCAAGAGGAUAUUAUGUGUCAGAAUUUCAGACACUGAUGAGAAGUUUUUAAUUGUUCUUUUUUAUUUGAUUUUGGAAUUCAGGUGCACUCUAUUCAAGUGCAAGGAUAUCAGAAGUUUUUUUUUAUUUAAAAAAAUUUUUUUUCGAGAUGGAGUUUCACUCUGUUGCCCAGGCUGGAGUGCAAUGGCAGCUUACUGCAACCUCCACCUCCUGGUUCAAGCGAUUCUCCUGCCUCAGCCUCCCAAGUAGCUGGGAUUACAGGCACGCGCCACCACACCUGGCUAAUUUAUUUGUAUUUAGUAGAAAUGGAGUCUCACCAUGUUGGUCAGGCUGGUCUCGAACUCCUGACCUCAGGUGAUCCACCCACCUUGGCCUCCCAGCGUGCUGGGAUUAUAGGCAUGAGCCACCAGGCCGGCCCCAGGAUUUUAUAUUAAGCCUUCUUGCUCUCAAAAAAAAAAAAAAGUUUUUAACUAUUCCAUUUCCAGAUGAAUCCCAUGAGCGCUGCUUACUGUCGAAUACCAAGGUCUAGGGCUCUGCUUCCUGUAGACACGCUCACAUUGUCUCCAUCCAAUGGCCUUUUCUGAAGUUACAGAAAACACCAACAUGGGAGGGAGUUUAUGAAGCAAAGGCAAAGGAAACACGUCGGCUAGCUUCAGGGUAGCACCGUGAGAAACGGGCUGUAUUGAUACUGUGAAUGUUUGUUUUCCAAGCUGUUUUAUGCAGGUUUGUUUUUUCGUGGUGUAGGGUAUUUAUGACAAAGUAAAUGUUGUGAAGGUUAAAGAUAAAUUAAGAUUAUCCACCAAAUGCUAAAAAUACUGAUGUGUAAAUCACCUUUAUCGCCUCACCUCUUCUACAAGCUUUUGUGGCUUGAGGGCUUUUGUUUUUGGCUUUUGUCUGGAUGAAAGUUUUGCCCAGUUGUGUUUUAAAAACGAUUCCUCAUGAACACUAAGAUUAAUUGUGUCUGUAUCUCUGGAACUGGGUGCUCAUGUUGGUUUUAAUGAGCUUGCAACCCUUCCCCGUUUGCUUUGUUUAAGGAGGUGCCUCUGUUCUUUGUGGAGGAGUGAAAUGGAGCUUUAAGUGUGUGUGUGUGUGUUAUGUGUGUUUGCACACACGCGUGUGUUAUUGUAGCAAUAACAAAAAGUAGCCAUCUCCUUGUUCCAGCUGAAAACUUGCUGUGAGAGUUUUGACAGAGCACUUUAUUUUAGUCAAGUUUCAAGUCUGAGUUCAAAACCAGCCCUGAUCCCUUAUGACCAACUGCUACUCGACCAGUCGCCACUCAGUGGCCACCUGGUGCCCGUUUAGAUUUUUGCUUGGGUUUUACUGGCCACCUCUAUAGACGAGAGUUGCAAAGUUGCUUUGAGCAGAGAGGGAAAGAUUAAUUUACACUGCUGGCCACCGAAGGCAGGUGUUUCCUGGGUAGUAAUCUCACAGCUCUUCGUCUGGAAACUUCAGAGUACAAAUUGGUGGAUGGUGGAAGGCAGGACACGUAUCUCUGUCCGACGGAAAACAGACCUCGAGGCUGCCAGGCCCUCUCCCCACUGCCCCAAACCGGCCUAGACACGAAGACCAAAGCAGCCUGCACAGGACAAGGCCCCUGCGGAAUCCUGCAGAGCAAACUCAGGUUACCUUGGGUCCAUGACCGUUUGCAUUCGAAACACAAUACACUGCCUCGUUCUCUCAGUUAGCAGCUGGGCAGCAGCGCACCAUUCAUCAUUUAGGCUUGUGGUUUGUUGUUUACUCUACCAAUGUUAUGUCGAAACUGCAUUGUAAAAAGAGAAGAAAAUGGGAGGUUUUCCAGGUCCACGGAAAGGUUUGGCCUGACGCUGGAGUGCGGUGAUGAACUUACGUGACAAUGAUUGUAUUCCUCAGUAGCACUUUAAACGCCGAAGACAGCCCUGCAGCAAGCCUGCACACGGGCUUGGGUGGGUUCCUUUGGAGAAGAUGUGGCUGGAACACAAACAAUCUUUGAAAGAAAUAAAUGUGCACACAGAACACUA
Messenger RNA from Pan troglodytes (chimpanzee), 6449 nucleotides. RefSeq names its product C2 calcium dependent domain containing 2 (gene C2CD2). Bases 371 to 2461 code for a protein of 696 amino acids. The record is from RefSeq and is a predicted model, not a curated record. The transcript has 14 exons. Lineage: Eukaryota; Metazoa; Chordata; Mammalia; Primates; Hominidae.